Spizellomyces punctatus DAOM BR117 is the source of this 1408-nucleotide messenger RNA. Its product is annotated as translation machinery-associated protein 20. The coding region runs from base 652 to 1200 and encodes 182 amino acids. Gene Ontology annotation, biological process: formation of translation preinitiation complex. The transcript has 5 exons. Gene Ontology annotation, molecular function: RNA binding. The record is from RefSeq and is a predicted model, not a curated record. Lineage: Eukaryota; Fungi; Chytridiomycota; Chytridiomycetes; Spizellomycetales; Spizellomycetaceae.
GCCAGCGCAAAGCACACGUCAUGUGCAAAAAGCGAGAUAAUGAAACGUAAAAAGUGGUCUUUGCAACGGGUGCGCAUCUUUUGAGAGCAUGUCAAGAAAACACUAAAAGAAUGGUGUCAUAGGAUCUACAUCUCAAUUCAUUCAGCUGAUUGUGCAGUGACGCUGCGACUGGUAGCCCUCAGUACGUCGGCCUAGCACCAAAUUAGAUGGACUCUGCACAACAUGCGAGGGAGUAAAGUAUUGUGAGGAUGCGUCUUGGGAAGGAAGCAUUGCUUGGUCUCAAAGAAGCAUGGGCCACGCCGGGCCUCACCCCGACGAUAAAGCAACGUCCCUCAUUGGAGUGCCCAACCGCCAGGUGACAACCGGCCCCAUAUAGCAAGCAGUCCUCGCAUGGCGACGGAGCAAAGUAUUGUGUGAAUACAUAUCGGUAGCGUCUUUUGACUACAUUCUAAGCGUCCGUACCCCUUCAAGUACAAUAUAUCGUUGUAAUGCUACUGUAGCCCUGUAUUGGAUUCUGCAUUCAUGUCCGUCGUUAUUUUCAAAAGCUUUUUGGAACACUUUGGAUGGCACAGUCAGUGAGUGGCACAGUCCUCCAGCGUUUUCAAGACCGACUUGCAGAAAGGAUUCCCCACAAGCAACAUUGCCGGCAUCAUGUUUAAAAAAUUCACACCCAAAGAAGAUGUCUCUGGCAAAUCCAAAGUCAAAUCGUCUGUUCAACGCGGAAUCCGUGCAGCGAUAUUGGAGCAGUACCCAUCGCUGAACCCGUACAUUGAGGAACUCAUGCCCAAAAAGGAGCCGCUCAUACUCGUUAAAUGUCAUGAUAGAAUAAAUAUCGUUAUGGUUGGGGAGAGACUAUUGUUUUUUAACCACCAUGACGGACCUUACUAUCCCCUUUUAGAUAUCCUUCAUACAUACCCAGACAUCAUGCCAACAGUCCAGGUGGACCGCGGAGCGAUCAAGUUCGUCCUCAGCGGGGCAAAUAUAAUGUGCCCAGGUCUCACUUCCGCCGGCGCCCGAAUGGAUGUGGACCUCCCCGUUGAUUCUCCGGUAGCAAUCUUGGCGGAAGGCAAGGAACAUGCGCUUGCGGUCGGGAAAAUGGUGAUGUCGACGAGCGAUAUAAAACGGGUGAAUAAAGGCGUUGGUGUCGAUUUGAUGCAUUUUUUGAAUGAUGGGUUGUGGAAGACCAAAUCGGAGGUGUAGAUUUCACGCAUAUAGAAUCCUAUUUGUGGUGGAAGAUUGGAUGGGCAUUUAUUGAUGGGAAAGGGUUGUGGGUGGAUCUGAGGUCUUGGAUUAAUGGUGCAAUCUAACGUUGGGCAUACUCGAGAGUUUUGCAUUUUGUACAGAGACACACCGCGACAUUGUAUCUCUGCUUAUUUUUAUUUCUGGUAUAUACAUUUAUAUUUUCGUA